AUGGCGGCCACUGUCCAUCCUGCCCAAAAGGCACACACAAUUCCUUCGGACAGCCUCAAUGUCUGCCGUCGGACCCCGUUUUCCCUCCAUUCAGACCACAGCGACCGGCUCCUAUCCAAACUCUUAAGCCGGCAGACUUCGCCGCCUCCAGCAACACGGCCAUCGAAAAGGGCAAAGACGACCCACGACUCACAAGUCAUGGCAGCUGCCGCACGCAGGUCAAGGCAACGGAGAACGUGUACACGCCUUCCAAAUCUUGCGUCUGAGAUUUUGGUCUUGAUUUUUGAGCAUAUGCUAACAGGUUGGGCUGCUAUUCGUUCAUCUUUGCAACAGGUGGCCACGCCCGUCGAAUAUCAGACCCUUGUCCUGACAAAACGGCUUCUCUACUUCCGAAAUCCCGAGCGCAUUUAUGACGCGUACGCAAACAUAAGUCUGCACACCAAUCAUGUAUUUGCGUCUAUUGACGAGAUCGAGAGCUGCCAUGAUAAUCAUCGUGCUGUUGCCCGGAUCACGACCAGCAUUCAAAACUUGUUAACAUUCACAUGGCGAUAUGCGCGAACACGCUCCAGCUCAGCUUGCACCUGCCCUAUUGCUCAGCUAUUCCUCACCACUCCCGGAAGUCAUGGCAGGCUACGUCGAGGAACGCGUGUCUUUUUCGAAAAUGUUGCGUCCCGGCACCUAGAGAAUCACCACAAUCUGUAUCUGGAGGCGAUUCCAACCGAACUAUUGGUAUCCUUAAAGAUGGCUAUCCCAAGUCCACCGCUCAUGACUGGCAUCAAUGGGCUGAAGCAGGUGCUGCUUAAUUCCAGGUCGCUAGAAUCUUUUCACUACCAAGAUAAGGGGCAAGGGACCAGGUUCACAUUCUCAGCUGGAGAACGAUUGCCGCCACUUAAGAAGCUGAGACUCGAGUGUUACGACUGGUGUCACUCCCGCGAGGAGGUGCUUCGGCAUUGGGAUUUUUCACGUAUCCAAUCCCUAGAGCUCUUGGACAUGCCUGUGUUCAAGGCUCUCCGUGCCAUUGAAGCUUUCAACCUCUACGGACUACACACUUUAGUUACCCGUGACUCUGGAAUAUCAGACACGCGAGAAGAGCUGUCGGCGCACCUGGCCUGGAUCAUUCGCCAGAGAACUCGGUCACUGAAAAAGCUCGAGUUGACUGUGGACAUGCGGCACUUUGACCCAGCCUCGCUGCUGGUGCACGCGGCAACUCUGGAAAUUUUAUCUCUGCGGGACUUCAUUGGCUUUGGUGACGAGAGCCGAAGAUGCCCGACCAUGUGGCUAGAUCAUUUGAGUAUGCUGGCGAGGGAGCUCAAAAAUCUGCACACUUUAGAGCUGGAUAUGGAUACUUUAAUGACGAAUCCUCCGGCCUUCAUUGAGACGCUGGCUCGCUUCCCAAGUCUCCACACGCUGACAUUGCAUGUUCAAACGGUUGUGCACCCUUGGGACGAAGUCAUAUCCGGGGUCGAUAGAGACGCCGAAGCCGCCAUGCACAUCUUUACAGCACUCUUGAGGCAUAAGUCUGCAGCUGCAGUUGCCAUGUAUUCGCAUACCAGCCAGAACGUCUGGCGUCAAGUCACGCUGAACAUUGGGGGCUGGAAGCCCGUCAUGGUACGACGCCUCAGUCCGGCGUGGAAGAGCAAGAACGAGCACGGAGUUUUUGCGGAGCGCUGCUUCGUCAUGCAGCAGCAUUCGGGGGCUUCUCUAGCCGAUCCUUACUUCGUCACUGAGGUUGCUACGGAGGAGCUUGGAAGGGAGCAGCGCGAGCAGCAUCGGCAAAGGGAGCCCGUCAGGGCCUACCUACGUGGUACUGGGCUCGAAGAUCAGGCCAUUCCAGGACCUGGUCUUGGUCAUCAGCCCAUAUCGGAAAACACUCACCACUUCACCGAAGUUGUACUGGAGUAUAUUUCGGGAGGCGCCCGGCCACCUGGGCCUAUUUUUGCACACCAAACCAAAGGAUAA
Molecule: messenger RNA, 1959 nt
Organism: Pyricularia oryzae 70-15
Lineage: Eukaryota; Fungi; Ascomycota; Sordariomycetes; Magnaporthales; Pyriculariaceae
Exons: 6
Coding region: 1-1959 (652 amino acids)
Source: RefSeq, a predicted model, not a curated record